AUGGCGAAAUGGACAAUUUGCUUGGUUAUGUUCCUGCUGAUGGUUAAGGGGUCUGACGUUGAAGGUAAUGUACAGGAACUACUUUUACUUCUUCAUACAACAUCAUACUUUUCUUACUAUUAUCUAGUGUCUGUUUAGUGAAGAUAAAGACAAAAUUUUACGUCUGCGAGACGCAGUGAAACACUGAUGGUUUAAACUUAGAUUGUAUAUCAGAAAAGCUUUUGUGGAGAGAAGAUCAUAGAGAACAAAGACAUAUUAAAUGCUUUACAGUUGUCACUCAGUGUUACUUUCUGUUUGUUUGCAGAGAUGAUUGAAAAAGCCAUUUGGACAGAUUCAGACAUCACUCCACUGUGCACCGACGACACAGUGGAUUACAUCAUUAUGAUAAUUUGUAAGAUCAGAAUUGAGAGACAUGGAGAAGGAUGUCGUCUGAGCUAUAGCCCUCACCAUGGCUUUGAGCACACCUGUGACUCUGGAUAUACACUGUUGUCGGAGAACCAGACUGUGUCUCUGCAUUUGACAAAUUUGACCCCAGAAGACAGUGGAAACUACAGCUGUGAGUGUUCUCAUACUAAUGGGACAUAUUUCAGUCAUCUGAGUCUCACUGUGAAAGGUAAACACACGUUUCCUCCUAAACUUUGGCUAAAUUUAGGCCACUUUUACCAUGGCUCUAUGAUAACUCGUUUGUUCUUAACUUUGUGUACUAUUCCUGUGAACAAAGUUGAAUGUCAUGUUAACCAUGCAGGGUUUUAUUCAGGUCUUUUUACAAGCUUUCUGCUGUCACUCUCUGAAUGUUUUAGUGGGAAACGAUGUCAAGAGUUCCACACUUGUUCUUCUUCCUACUCUGUUGGUUGUGACCACAUUGAUCAUUGUAGCUGGAAUCAUCCUUGGGUUUCUCUACAGGAGGAUGUGUCACAGGUAAGAGAUGACUGUGAUGUUUGUAUAACCCUCUUUGAAUUGACUACAAAGUAGCUGCUCAGUGGUUUUCUGUACACGGAUUGCAGGACAAAAAGAAAUGUGUGGUUUAUCACUUUAAUCCACUUCCUGCUGAUCUUAAUGUUGUACCAAAGUGUGCACGCUUGUGUGGUGUAGCCUGGUGUGCUUAUACAUGCAAGGUCUAGUCUCCCUCUUGUCAGAUCAGGUUCAUUUGAUCUUCAACACUCGGUGACAUUUGAGUUUGUGCUUCUGGUUAAAAAUCUUGAAAGAUUCAAUCCUAUCUCAUUGUUACAGGAAACAAGCAGAACCACCUGAGAACAGCCCUCCAAACAUGGUAAUGUAUAGAUAUUAUUUUCAUUUCGCAGUUUGUCCUCCUUAGAUCCAUUUUUAAUGUGUGUUUGUUUUUCUGUAUGUAGGAUUCUGAUGACACUGAGCCGUACAGCACACUCAAUCAGAGAGCGAUCACACUUUACUCCACUCUUGAAAUGAACGUCUGCAACAAAAACACAAAUUAG
Xyrichtys novacula (pearly razorfish) is the source of this 1451-nucleotide messenger RNA. Lineage: Eukaryota; Metazoa; Chordata; Actinopteri; Labriformes; Labridae. The record is from the annotation of a GenBank genome assembly.